AGAGAAGAAAAAUGGAAGAGGGACAGGGAAUCAGAAAGGGUCCAUGGACAGAGCAAGAGGACAUCCAACUGAUUUGCUUUGUGGGCUUGUUUGGCGAUCGAAGAUGGGAUUUCAUUGCCAAAGUUUCAGGUUUGAAGGUGGCGGGAGACAGUUCCUAGGACUGAACAGAACAGGCAAAAGUUGCAGGCUGAGAUGGGUUAAUUACCUUCAUCCUGGUCUCAAAAGAGGCAAGAUGAGUACUCAAGAAGAACGACUCGUGCUUGAACUUCACGCCAAAUGGGGAAACAGAUGGUCCAAGAUUGCUCGCAAAUUACCAGGCCGCACAGAUAACGAAAUCAAGAACUACUGGAGAACCCACAUGAGGAAGAAGGCACAGGAGAAGAGAAGGGCUUUGUGUUCUUCAUCUUCCUCCUCCUCCUCUUCUUCUUGUUCUUCUUCUUCUGGACCAGUGAAGUUCUUUGACUCAGGGGGGUCUGAAAUCUCGGCUUCAUCAUCAACCAAGAAGAAGGGGGAGGAAAAUCAAGGAGUGGGUGACCCAAAUGGAUACUCAAUGGAUGAUAUAUGGAAAGAUAUUGAUAUGUGCGAUGAUCAUGAGGGGUUGAUUAUAAACCAAGACAGCAACUAUUCUUGCCCUGCUUUGAAUCCUCCUUCAUGGGAGUAUUACUGUGGGGAUUCUUCGUGGAAGAUGGAGGAGGAAGAGAGUAAGCUAAUUUUCUCUGGGUAUGAUGAUCAUAACGGGAGGCCACGCCUUGCUCAAGCUAAUCAGAAUUUUUUCUAUUGAAUUUUGUGUAUAUGUAGUUGUUGUCGUCUAAGUUCUUGUGAUGUAGUUCUCUAAUGCAUAUUGUAAGGAGUUUAUGUUUAGCUGUGUUUUUGUUGAACAGUUUGUUCGCACAAGAAAAUAAUGGAUUUAUAUCCAUUUCCUUCUUGUUGGCUGUGAUGAUCUUAGGUGUUUUAAUGGCUGCUUGUUUAAAU
Messenger RNA from Cucurbita maxima (winter squash), 972 nucleotides. RefSeq names its product transcription factor MYB59-like. Gene Ontology annotation, cellular component: nucleus. Lineage: Eukaryota; Viridiplantae; Streptophyta; Magnoliopsida; Cucurbitales; Cucurbitaceae. The record is from RefSeq and is a predicted model, not a curated record. The transcript is spliced from 3 exons. Gene Ontology annotation, biological process: regulation of DNA-templated transcription. Gene Ontology annotation, molecular function: sequence-specific DNA binding; DNA-binding transcription factor activity. The coding region runs from base 44 to 781 and encodes 245 amino acids.